Drosophila busckii is the source of this 1011-nucleotide messenger RNA. RefSeq names its product phenoloxidase-activating factor 2. Gene Ontology annotation, molecular function: serine-type endopeptidase activity. The coding region runs from base 1 to 954 and encodes 317 amino acids. Gene Ontology annotation, biological process: proteolysis. The transcript has 2 exons. The record is from RefSeq and is a predicted model, not a curated record. NCBI's taxonomy places the organism in Eukaryota, Metazoa, Arthropoda, Insecta, Diptera, Drosophilidae.
AUGGGGACUCGUAUUGCUGUAAAGAGUGGGCGAUCGGACAGGCGACGUUUCGCCACCACUGAAGAUCAUAGUGUAUGCACAUGUGCUGCGAUGCGAGAACCCAAGCCACUGCAUGUUGAACAACCAACGCCUCAAGGCUGUGGCUACAGCAAUCCAAAAGGCCUUCAACUUACUUUAGUCGAAACUACCAAUGAAGCGCAAUUUGCUGAAUUUCCGUGGGUGGUGAUGAUACUAGAGCAAAAUGACAGCAUUUCAUCACGCUCGAUUGGUGGUGGUUCACUGCUAGCACCAACUGUGGUGCUAACUGCUGCCCACAUAGUGGACUCCAAGGAUGUGAGCCAUUUGACGAUACGCGCUGGCGAAUGGAAUACAGUCAACGAAGCCGAGCCCCGUCCACACGUAAAUAGACAAGUGAGCAAGCGAAUUAUACAUCCUGCAUUCAAUUGGCUCAAUAGCAACUACGAUGCUGCGCUGCUGCUGCUAAGGAUACCCUUAAAACUGGGUGCCAACAUAGGCACCGUCUGCCUGCCGCCGCCCGCUGCGCAAUUCAGCAACCAACGCUGUCUUGUCAUGGGCUGGGGCAAAAAACGCAAUCGGGACUUGUGGUAUCCGAAUAUACUGAAAAAGAUUUCGCUGCCCAUUGUGGCCGCUGAUCAGUGUCAGAGCAUGUUACGCAAUACGCAAUUGGGUCAGUUUUUCAAUCUGCAUGAGAGCCUUCUGUGUGCUGGCGGUGAAAAGGAUAAGGACGCCUGCCUAGGCGAUGGUGGUGGGCCGCUUGUUUGCUCGCUGCCCAAUCAGCCCGAUCGCUAUCAGCUGGCUGGACUUGUAGCCUGGGGCAUGGGCUGUGGCGUUGAGAAUGUGCCUGGCGUUUAUGCAAGUGUUCCCAAGCUAAGAGACUGGAUUGAUGAGCAGUUCCACCUAAACAGAAUUUCCAAAGAAUUUUAUACAGCUUAAGUUACAAUAACGUAAAACAAAUCAAUUUUAGCAUAAGCACUUAGUUUACUUUACUUU